This is a messenger RNA of Hermetia illucens (black soldier fly), 1268 nucleotides long. Its product is annotated as coiled-coil domain-containing protein 130 homolog. The record is from RefSeq and is a predicted model, not a curated record. The transcript has 2 exons. Gene Ontology annotation, cellular component: post-mRNA release spliceosomal complex; U2-type spliceosomal complex. NCBI's taxonomy places the organism in Eukaryota, Metazoa, Arthropoda, Insecta, Diptera, Stratiomyidae. Gene Ontology annotation, biological process: mRNA splicing, via spliceosome. The coding region runs from base 117 to 1220 and encodes 367 amino acids.
UUGUCAAUUGGUUUUGACAGCACAGCUGAUCGCAAGUGCUGUCAAGUGUUUCGCCAAACUUUGUUAUUGGUUUGUUUGUUAGGAAUUCAUCAGAAAUAAAUCCAUAGUGUCACAUCAUGGGUGAGCGUAAAGGACAAAAUAAGUAUUAUCCUCCGGAUUAUGAUCCCAAAAAGGGCGGACUCAAUAAAUUUUUGGGCACUCAUGCCCUCCGCGAGAGAGCCCGCAAGAUCCAUUUGGGCAUCAUAAUAAUUCGCUUUGAGAUGCCCUACAAUAUUUGGUGCGAUGGAUGCAACAACCACAUCGGAAUGGGAGUCCGUUACAAUGCCGAAAAGACUAAAAUUGGGAUGUAUUACUCCACCCCCGUCUACCAGUUCCGCAUGAAGUGCCAUCUCUGCGACAACCACUUCGAAAUCAAGACUGACCCCGGCAACUUCGAUUAUGUUAUUGUAUCGGGAGCCAGACGGCAAGAGAAUCGAUGGGAUCCAACACAGAAUGAGCAAAUUGUCCCGGAGGACAAGGAGGUCCAGAAGAAGCUAUUUGAUGAUCCAAUGUUCAAGUUGGAACAUCAGGCGAAGGAUUUGCAAACAGCGGAUGAUGCGAAACCUGCCUUGGAUAAGUUGUAUGAGAGGAAUUUAGAUACUUGGAAAGAUAAUUACGAAGCGAACUGCAAACUAAGAGCAACAUUUAGGGCCAAGAAAAAGGAACUGAAGCUAUCACAAGACAGAGAUAAUGAACUUUUGGCUAAAUCCAGUCUAAACAUCACAUUGCUCCCCGAAAGCGAUGAAGAUCGUCGAAUGGCGGCAUUGAUGCGAUUGCAAUCACAAUCUGCAAAUGAAUUAGAAGCGGAAAAGCGUUUGGAUAUUUUGAUUAAACCUGUUUUGCCGAGCGCUACUACUACUUCAUUUGGGGGCAUAAAGCGGCAGAAAUUGAUGAAUGCGAAGUUAAGUUCUAAGGAUUUAGGGAUAAAAAGGUCAAACAAAUCGGUUUCAUCAGAAACUAGUGAAAAUCAUUUGUCUGCGGAGCAAGUUUCAGAUAACUUAGAAAGGCUUGAACCGAUGCCAGAGAUCAAAUCUACUCAGCCGCCCGAUGCGAAUAAAUCAGAAGAGGCAGAGGUGCAAAAUUCGCAUGUAGAGUCAACAGACACAGGAAAAUGCACCAAGGCGACAGGAAACAGUUUAUCCUUGGUUGGUGAUUAUUCUAGUUCUGAUGAAAGUAAUUAAAGUAUUUGUUAAGGAUUGCGGUUAAUAUAUUGAUAUAUUUAUAAAAGA